AUGGUUCAGAGAGAGCCGAUCCUAGUUGAGCCAGUGAUCGAUCCAGCCGAUGGCACCUACCACGACGUGAAGGAUCAAAUUCCUGUGGAUCCAGAGGAGUCGAGUGAUCCAAGAGAGCCUCAAAAGGCGUUCAUCAAAGACUCGUACCCCGAAUAUGUACCUGUUCCCGUGCUAGGGAGGAACAGCCCUGAGGAUGACUUGCUAACCUUGAGUAGUGGCUCGAGUGAAGCCAGUUCAGUGCUGGGGACUGAAUCUAGUAUUGGGCAUGAAUCGAAGCGCUCCAACUUCUUUCAACGCCUCCAAGCUAAAUACAACGCUUCCAAGCUAGCUGUCUAUGGUACAUGGACUAAGGAGAACCUGCAAUACAUCUAUGCUUUGAUCAUCAUCUUCGGUUUACCUUUCGGUAUCUGUUAUGCAAUUCCACAGACAGGUCUCAUCUAUGUCUUCUGGAUAAGUUCUGGUGCUCUUUUCCUGACAACACUUUGGUUGGUCAUUGAGGCUCUGGGCUCUAUUCCUCAUUGGUACUACAUCAACAAGCUGCAUCGUGAAGCCGGAACGGAUGAUUUGUGCAAGAAUAUCGGUGCUAUCAUCUCCGCCUAUCUUCCAAAUGAGAUUGAUACGAUCGAAGACUGUAUCCGGGCCGUAAUGAGUGUGGAUUUGCCCGAGGGAACUCAAUUUCGUAUCCUGGUUGCUCACAAUGGCGGCAAGCCUGAACAGGUCAAGUACUUGCGCAGUAUUAUUGCAAGUUUGGAGCCGCCUUCUGGUGUCACUGUCCAAGAUCACAAUGUGUUGUCCUCUAGCUCUAAAGCUCACAACGUAAAUUCAGCCAUCGACUACUUUGCGGAAACUAGUCCUCCUGAGGUUGUCGUCAUGUACGAUGCCGAUCAUCAGCCGGCCAAACACUCUGUGAUCCAUGCUCUUCAAACUCUCAAGCAUCGCAAUGCGGAUCUUGUGCAAGGUCGCUGUGUGGUCUCUCGUGGUUCAACAAACAUCGCUGCUGAGUUUGACACUAUUUACGCGGUUAACCAUGCGGGUGGUGCAUUCGUGCGUGGCUUUGGUAUCUUCGGUGGAAGCAAUGGCUUUUGGAAAUUUGAGCUACUCCAGCGAAUUAAGAUGGACGACACGAUGCUUACUGAGGAUGUGGAUUCCGGUUUUCGUGCCCUGGGAAGCGGUGCCAAAAUUGAGUUUGAUCCGACUGUGACCUCUCACGAGGAAUCGCCCAGUGAUCUAAAGGGUCUUAUGAAGCAACGAUGGAACGUUACAGCCCGCAAGAAGGUGGUGGGCGCUCCCGAGAAGAAGUUCGACCUUGUCGACGAAGAAGUGGCGGUUCCUACUCUAGCCUACGACGAGAACGACGAACCAGAUGUCACAGAUCCUCAAGAUGGCGAUGAAGAGGAAGAAGAAUUGCCUUCCAAUGUGCCUCCCACGGCGCCUCCGCCAUCUUACGUAUUUGCAAGUGGCCUUGAUCAGCAUUCCUCUGACGCCACUAAUAUUCAACAUGGGACAGCUGAUCUGGACCAACUUGAACGCGGCGAACUGAAGUCUGACAUGGGCGGACACACAAUGACAAAACCGAUGAUCUAA
Molecule: messenger RNA, 1584 nt
Organism: Malassezia sympodialis ATCC 42132
Lineage: Eukaryota; Fungi; Basidiomycota; Malasseziomycetes; Malasseziales; Malasseziaceae
Exons: 3
Coding region: 1-1584 (527 amino acids)
Source: RefSeq, a predicted model, not a curated record